Molecule: messenger RNA, 2784 nt
Organism: Plutella xylostella (diamondback moth)
Lineage: Eukaryota; Metazoa; Arthropoda; Insecta; Lepidoptera; Plutellidae
Product: katanin p60-like 1
Biological process (GO): microtubule severing
Cellular component (GO): microtubule cytoskeleton
Molecular function (GO): microtubule severing ATPase activity; ATP hydrolysis activity; ATP binding
Source: RefSeq, a predicted model, not a curated record
AUACUCAAUCCCUUAAAUAACUCUCUGUAUUAUCGACGACUCUGCACCAGUCAUGAAGUGGCGUCGGCGGUCAUCGGCCUACAGGGGGAGGUUCACCACGGCACUCCUGAAACUAUCGCUUCCCUAUCGCUACUCCAUAAGGUUCAUUCUCCAACACCAGCGCUCGUUAGCUGGUCGAGUGAAUUCUUUUGGGGCCAGUCGGCGGUCCUGCUUACUUGCGUGACGUUGUGGCCAGUGGACGCAUAGUUUUCACACAUCACUUUCAUGGGGUUUUUGAGUGAAAUUUUCCGGGUUUUCGCUUGAUACUGUUUAGGGCUACUUAAACAAGUCUAAACAGACAUCACUGCUAUGUUUGAGUGACCACUGAACUCUGCAAAAGUACUCGCCAAUUUAGUGAAAAUCUGUGCGUCAAAUCACAUCCGGACUAAAACAGUCUACGCUUCCUGAUGCCCGAUUCCACCACGGAUGUUCGGCGCGUUUGAGGGUCUUCCGAAGAUGACGAAGGACGCCAAGGCGCCGGCUGCGGACAGCCUCGGCCGGGGGUCGUGGCCUCGCAAGGCUGACAAUGUCAAGAUAGAGUUCGGAUUCGGAGUGCCUCUUGGAGCCAUGGCCGCGCAUCCCGCCUUCCACUCCGCCUGGGAUAUGGGAUGCAGUCCAUCUUCAAGUUUUCAUCAAAUGGCAAACAUGAUGGAUCGGAUGAUGGCUGAAAGAUUUCAGCCUUUUGGGUAUGCGCGGAUGACGGCCCGAAAAUGCAGUGAAGGAAAGAGUGAUGACAAGACCCCGAAGGAACCACCUCGGGAUGGUAUUAGACACAGCAGCAGGAAAGAUAAAGCUAGAAAUUCUCCAGGCACGCAUGUAAAUAAUGGCACAAGACAUUUACCGACACAAGUGGUUCGUCCUUCAGUAAACAUAUUCAGCAAAGACACACCGCCAGAUCCCAACAAACAAGCGCCUCAAGAUCCUACGACUGAGAAAUGGGCCGGCACACUGAGACGCAGAGACCCUGAGAUUCAGCCGACUCUACCCUCAAUAGUUACCAGAAAAACAUCUUCGAGCUCCAUUGGCAGUGGCAGAAACGGACGGUCGCUCGAAAGAAGGGCAAGAGCCAGGAAUUUAGUACCAAUCAAGCCAAUAAACGGGAAAUCUGAUGUUCCGAACGAAGGUGCCGAUGUCACUAUUUACGAAAAAGAUGAGAAAGUUUUCGACACAACAGGGUAUGAAAUGCACCUGGUAGAGACCUUGGAGAAGGAUAUUUUGCAAAAGAAUCCGAAUAUCCGGUGGAAAGAUGUCGUCGGUCUGGACGACGCUAAAUCAGUUUUACAAGAAGCAGUAGUUUUGCCACUAGUGAUGCCUGAUUAUUUUAAGGGUAUUAGACGUCCGUGGAAAGGUGUCUUGCUAACCGGUCCCCCUGGCACUGGCAAGACUUUGCUCGCUCGAGCGGUGGCCACGGAAUGUAAGACUACAUUCUUCAACGUGUCUUCAGCCACCCUUACUUCCAAGUAUCGAGGGGAUUCUGAAAAACUUGUGCGACUGCUAUUUGACAUGGCUCUAUUCUACGCGCCCAGCACGAUCUUCAUCGACGAGGUGGACUCGCUGUGCGCCGUGCGCGGGGCCGACUCGGAGCACGAGGCCUCCCGGCGGUUCAAGGCGGAACUGCUUAUACAGAUGGACGGGCUAGCAGCUGUUUUUAACCAAGAGAAGAUAAUAAUGGUGCUGGCGGCCACCAACCACCCGUGGGACAUUGACGAAGCGUUCCGGAGACGCUUCGAGAAGAGAAUUUACAUUGGACUACCUGAUGAGCCAACUCGAGUGAAGCUGCUGAAGACGAGUCUGCGCGACGUGGUGCUGGCUGAUGAUGUGCAGCUCGAGGAGCUGGCGCAGAAGCUCGACGGCUACAGCGGAUCCGAUAUUUGUAACCUUUGCAGAGACGCAGCGAUGAUGACGAUGCGUCACAAGAUCGCCGGGAAAACCCCCGACGAGAUCAGACGUCUGAAGCGCUCGGAGCUCGAGGCCCCAGUCUCCAAGGAGGACCUGGAAGCGGCGUCAGAGAAGACCCGGCGGACGGUGACGCAGGCCGAUGUGGCCAAGUACACCACCUGGAUGCAGAAACACGGGUGCUCCUAGCGCCGCGUCCAGGCGCUGAGGGCGCUCAUACGACGGAUCCGAAAUCAGUAGAAACAAGUGACUGUUGAAAGUAUUCUGUGAGGGGUCCAAAUGCUCGUGACUUUUGUGUGGGUUCAAGGCUAAAAGUUUCUGAGGACUUUUUGGGUAAGUAUAAUAUUAUGUUGAAUGAUGAAAAGAUUCAGUUCGAUAGAAAACGUGCACUGUCAAAUACCAAUCCAGUAUUUGAUAUGGUUGUACAAAUUCUUGUAGUAAAGUUACCGAGUAUAAGUAACGUAAGAUUUGUAAAUAGGUCUGUAAAAGUGAAAAGUUGUGUAGUUGGGCCCUACUAAUGCCCGACUGCUUUGAUUCAUUUUCCAGUUUUGAAGAAAACUGGCAAAAUGGCCUAGAGGCUAUCACUUUAUAACCAAAUUAUUAUUAGUGUAAGGAGUAGGGUUUUUUAAAGGCAAACGAAGAUAUUAAAAAUGCUUUAUUAUUUUUCCUUUUUUUUUAAAAAAGAACAACAAAUAUUUUAGUGUAACUAAUUAGUGGUGGACUUUGUUAUUUAGGUACUGUUUUUCUAUAAAGAUUUAAAGUAAUUAUGUAAAAACUCAAGUCUGUUGUAUUCAUAAAAAUUUGUUGAUAAUUUAUUCAAUAAAGGUCGUUCAUAAUUUGUAUUGGUAA